GUGGUAUGACUGAAUCUCAGUAAAUCAUCCACAUCGGUUAAGACUUAACUUCGCCGCGUCCACCACACCACCACACACCAGUGACAUCACACACCAGAACAGGUGUUUAACAAAUAAGGGUACCCCGUAUGACGGCCAGUUGUCGAACCAUCGCAAUGCAACAGACACACGAACUCCAAGACUGAAUAUGACUAAUGUUUGUCCCCUAUUUAGAAGGCAACGUGGAGAGGAGAAAGAGGUGGUACUGGUGAUUCUGAAGCGGUAGUAGUGUGGCACAAAGUGAAGAAAGAAAGAGGAGUAAAUAAUAUAAAGGCAAGGAACAACAGUAGAAAAGGGAGAAGAUGUAAUAUGAAGCGACACACGUCAUAAGAAGAAAAAAAAGUAGUGGUCUAACUGGUCUUACUACUAUUACUACUGCUACUCAAGGGUACCACUCAGUCUCCCACAACCCUCUGCAGGAAAGCCUUAACCUUCUUCAAGCCUCCUCGUUACUCUUGAAUCCAACAAGAUCCAAAAAGAAGAAAAAGGAAUAAUAGUUCAUUGACAAGAUUAAUCAUACCCUGCACACCGUAGUGGUUUGUUGUCCUAUAUCCUGCCCUUAUCGUGUCCCAGGGUGCAGCACGCUACCCCACUCACCCUAGGGCUUCAUCACGAUGCCUGCCGCCAAAGUCAGUUGAAGGAAACCCAGCCCCUGAAUGUUCCUUCUACAGCUACUCCAGGCUGCAGUGGAAUAAGUCCAGUCAUGAUACAUCCUGUAGGUGUGAACAAGAAGACAAGUGAAAUAUUUCCGCAAGCUGUUCAUUAAUGUGUGUGUGCAUUCUUGGUCAGUGUGCCAGAGCCAACCAAGUUGCUGAAUGACGGGGAGCCCAGACACACCACUUUUUUCCAAAGACUUGAACAAGUCCUGUCAUGGCUCAGCUUUGCAUUGGAUGUCAGCUGUCUACCUGGCUUGUAACAGCAAGGUUCCAUGGAGAAAUUCCCGGUAAUAGCUCUAGUGCUAUAGAAUUUUUCCGUGUCCACGGUGUCCUUCCACAGAAGGUGGAUUGCCCUUGGUGCAAGCAGCCAUGCCUCCUGAGGGAGGAUAAAAAUAUAUGGUACUGUUCACAGCAUAUCAAGAUCUCUAAGUCCAAAAAAAGGAAGAUUUGUGACUUUACGGUAUCAGACUUCAAGGGCACAUUCCUGGCAAAUGCUCACAUAGAACCUUGGAAGAUUUUACUUUUCAUCAAUCAUUGGCUAGAGAAAAAAUGGGACCAUGAUGCUAUAAUCAAAAACCUCAACUUCUCUUCCUCAACCAGCAUUAACUGGCGGAUUUACUGUUCAAAAGUUACAGAAUUCUGGUUGAUAAACCAGGAAUCAAUAGGGGGAGAAGGUAUUGUGGUUGAAAUUGACAAACUUCUUUUUGUGAAAAAGAAGAACGAGGAAAAUCAUGAGAGUGAGAUCUGGGUGUUUGGGGGCAUUGAGACAAAAUCAAAGAAGAAAUUUUUGAUUCCCUAUGAAGAUGACAAGAAAGGUGAAGAUCUAAUAACCCCCCUCAUCCAGCACCACAUUCGUCCUGGUUCAGUGCUGGUGAGUGAGGAUUGGGGCACACAACUCAGUGUCAGUGACCACGGCUACUCACACCACAUUGUUAAUAGAUCAAAAAAAUUUAUGGAUCCCGACAGAUCUGGGAUCCACACACAAAACAUCAGCCGAUUGUGUCGGAAUGUCAAGGAGUGGGUGAAGAGGCCCGGAGUGCAGUCAGAAUAUUUCAUGCAAUACUUCGCCCGCUAUCUCUUCAUCCAUGAGUUCCAGACCCAGUUGCUCCACCACUUCCUAAUUCAAGCAGCCCGCAUGUACCCGCCACAGUCAGAGCGUGAGCCUCAACGAACUCUGAUCAUACCUCUCUUUGGCGCACCUGUUCCUGCUGCACGUGACCUUGACCAAGCCGAGUCUUCCUCCAACUCGGCCCCAGACACUACUGCCAGAGGUUAACACUUGAUCAGGAUGGCGGAGGUGCUGACAGUGGUGGCCGAGGAGAUGGGGCGGGUGUUUGGUCUGGUGUGGAGUGGUGUUGGGGUGGCCAUGCGCCUCAACAACCAGGUCAUGAACACUUUCUUCAAAGUCACCACACGCAUCGUUCAGCUGCUCCUGCUCCUCACACACAAGGCAGCUGAUUUGCUUUCCUUGUUGCUGACUGACCUGCUGCUCUUCCUGGGAGACAUUGGCAAUGCUGUGAUGACUGUGGCCGGAGCACUAAGGACAGCUGUCAUCCUUAUAUUUACCUUCAUCAAUGGGAUCGCCAUCAGUGUGAUGUCAGCUGCUGUGUACUCUUGCCAGCUGGUCCAUGCCUCCUACAUGGCCCUCCUGUCAGGCACCAUGACAGCCAUUGCCCAGGUGGGCAAUCUCGUCACAGCCCUCAAACAUGCUUUUGUCAUGUUUGGUUCAUCAGUCAUCUUUGUCAUCAGCUUUGUGCCUAAUGUGGUGUACCUCGUAUUCUCAGGGUUGGUUCACUUGUGUUCCUAUGCCUUCCUCAGUUGUAGUCAAGCUGUGACUGACACCUGCCAAUUUGUGUCCUCCACGACCAGACACUGCUUCAACAACAUUGUGGACUUCUUCUCUGAUAUCCCAAUAGAAGCUUUCUUUGGUGUGGCUGCAGGAGUGGGCUUCAUAGUGGGCCUUAAGUAUAUUUUGUUCUACAUGAUGGACAACAUGGUUGUCAUCCCAGACCUGCCCUCCCCCAUGGCCUUGGUGAGGCAGCGUCUGGUCCGUUGGUAUAUGAGGCUGGUCCACCCUCCUCAGCAGCGGCCACCACCAGAGCCAGACACAGAGGAAGAGGAGCUCGAUGAUGCCAAUGAUGAAAAUGGAAAUGAUAAUAAUGACAAUGUGCCUGACCUGAACCUGCCACAGAACCAGCAGUUUGAGCCACAGGCAAACCCUCCACUAGUGGCUCAGCCACAGGCCCGGCGGCCCCUCACACGCCUGCGAGCAAGGGAACAGGAAGACAUUGACCCCUUUGAGGAAGUCAACACAACCACUAAUGCCACACCUUCAUAUGUGAACAAGCUGCUCUACCAGGAACUGGAGGAGGAGCGCGAGAGUCGCCUGUGUGUGGUAUGCCAGGAUGAGGUGAAGUGUGUCAUCCUGUUGCCAUGCCGCCACCUCUGUCUGUGUGAUAGGUGCACCAUUGCUAUCACCCGUAGAAGGGAAGGCUGCCCAGUGUGCCGUCAACGCAUCAGGGAAACCAUGAAAGUAUUUCUCUGAUUAACAGAAUGUUUAGCUUGUGUGGUGUGUGGGCAUUUUUGUACUGAACUCACUGAACAACUCUAGGUAUGUACAAAACAGAACAGUGUUUACCUAUGAGUGAGAUGUGCAUAGUUUUUUACAUGGUACAUAAUGGAUAUUUGUAAAAUUUGUUUCAUACAUUUAUGAACUGUACUUAUGAAAGUUUUCUGUACCAAUUUUGUGAGUCUGAGAACUACAACAUUAGUGAAAUGAUCAUUGGUUUCCCAGUGGUAUGUGAUACCCCUUAUUACUACAGUUUGGUGGAAUACUUGCUUGUACCUGAUUUCUUCAGAGUUCUGUGUUGGAAUAAGUGUAGGGAUACAGACUGCACUUGUACCUCUCCUAUCUUUAUCUAGUGUUCUUUAUCUGUUAACAUUUUUUGGCCAUGCAAUAUGUUAAUUUCCUGUAAAUCUUUGGCCCUUAAGUGGGCAUAUGGGUUGACACAUUCCCCUUUCUCUCAGAACCCUUUCAGAUGGCAAAGAGAGAAAUGAUAGAAAAGCUUUUUUUCUAAGAGUUUUGGUUCUCUCAGUAUUAUUUACCACUACAUAUCAGUUGUCUCUGACCAAACAGGUUACUCAGUACUGCCAGUAUGCCAUUUGCUAGUUUUAUGAUUUUAUGAAUUCACUUGUUCAUUUUGUAGAUCUUAAUUGAAAAUUACAGUUUUAUUAUUCAUCAUGUUAGAGCAGAUGUUUUCAGUGAUGGAUGCAUUUUCUUUACUAAAUGCAAAUGGUUCAAGUUCAUGAUGCUGCUGUAUAUUGUUACUGAGACUAAUAGCAGGACAGCCUGCUGACAUGGCCAUUUUUGGAGGAGUGUAUGUUUAUUUCUCAGCCAGUUGGCAUUCAUUAUUACUCUUCACUGAAAUUUUCACUAGACUUCAGUGAAGCAAAGCCCCAUUACAGAUGUGUUUGUAAUACACAGGCAAUAUACAAGUCUAGCCA
Scylla paramamosain (green mud crab) is the source of this 4199-nucleotide messenger RNA. RefSeq lists its product as uncharacterized. Gene Ontology annotation, molecular function: ubiquitin protein ligase activity. Gene Ontology annotation, biological process: ubiquitin-dependent protein catabolic process; protein ubiquitination. The transcript is spliced from 4 exons. Bases 1984 to 3240 code for a protein of 418 amino acids. NCBI's taxonomy places the organism in Eukaryota, Metazoa, Arthropoda, Malacostraca, Decapoda, Portunidae. The record is from RefSeq and is a predicted model, not a curated record.